Messenger RNA from Aspergillus japonicus CBS 114.51, 2140 nucleotides. Its product is annotated as ABC1 kinase family protein. The transcript has 2 exons. NCBI's taxonomy places the organism in Eukaryota, Fungi, Ascomycota, Eurotiomycetes, Eurotiales, Aspergillaceae. Bases 104 to 2134 code for a protein of 676 amino acids. The record is from RefSeq and is a predicted model, not a curated record.
UCUUUUUCUUUUCUUCAUUCUUCAUUCAACCUCAACCAAGUUGUUUUUCCAACUCUCUUUCCAACCCCGCCAUGCCAUUUCUUCCGCUGGAUAUCUCGGUAUAAUGGCAUCAGCCAAUUAUCUGCGCCUCCUGCGCUCUCCCGUUGUAUCCCCCUCUCUUCUCGUCCGCUCGCGUGCCCACCACCAGUUCCAGUUCCCAGCUCCGCCGCGGCGGUACCCAGCCCUCUCCAACCGCCGCCAUGUCCACCCCGGGCGAUACCAGCCCUUCGUUCCGCCCUCGCCGGCCUCCCUAGGCAAGCCAACCCCAGCCAAGACCUACACGCGCACGCGCAAAUGGCUGCGUCGCCUCGUCUAUCUCUCCCUCACCGCCGGGGCGAUCUACGCGGUCGACAACCAAUUCUACGCCGCCAGCCUGACCCGCACGGCGCGCACCUUCGGCCUAGGCCUCCUCGUGGCGCUAGACUACAAGAUCAACUUCCGCCCCAACCCUCCGCUGGCCAGCUCCAUCGCCGCCGUGCACACGCGCAACGCCGAGCGGCUGUCCGACCUCCUGCGGCACAAUGGCGGCCUGUACCUGAAGAUCGGCCAGGCGAUCGCCAUGCAGUCCGCCAUCCUGCCGCCCGAGUUCCAGAAGAUGUUCGCGCGCAUGUUCGACGACGCGCCGCAGAACGACUGGAAGGAGGUCGAGAAGGUCAUCCGCGAGGACUUCGGCGGUCGCUCCGUCGAGGAGGUCUUCGGGGUCUCGUUCGCCGGGGAGCCCGGCAAGGGCCUCAUGGAGCGGACGGCCCGGGCCAGUGCCAGCGUGGCGCAGGUGCAUUGGGCGCGUCUGGCGGAUGGCCGCGAGGUGGCGAUCAAGAUUCAGAAACGGGAGAUCGGCAAGCAGAUCACAUGGGACCUGUGGGCGUUCAAGGUGGUGACAUGGAUCUACAGUCGGCUCUUUGACAUCCCGUUCUACAGCCUGGUCCCGUACGUCACCGAGCGACUCUCCCUGGAGACGGACUUUGAGAAUGAAGCCGACAACUCCGAGAAUAUGGCGCGGUUGGUGGCCGGCGAGCCCCGCCUCCGCGACCGAGUGUACAUCCCCAAGGUCUACCGCGAGCUCAGCUCGAAGCGAGUGAUGACCGCCGAGUGGAUCGAGGGCGUCCGCCUCUGGGACAAGAACUCCAUCACGCGACCCUGGCGUGGCGGCUGGCGUCAAGGCACCCCCGGUUGCCACGGCACGCCGCUCGACCCGCCCUCCACCACGGCCCAACACAACCCCACCCCCAACCCCAACCUCGAUCGCAACGCCACGCAGCUCAAACCCGAGCGCACCCACUGGCGCGGCGGCUACAGCGACAGCGGGCUGGGCCUUUCCCUCAAGCAGGUCAUGACCACGAUGGUCGACCUCUUCUCCGCGCAGAUGUUCCUCUGGGGGUACGUCCACUGCGACCCGCACCCGGGCAACAUCUUCAUCCGACGGACGCCUGCGGGCAACCCGGAGCUCGUCCUCAUCGACCACGGCCUGUACAUCCACAUGGAGCCGGCCUUCCGGCACCAAUACGCGCGGUUCUGGAAAGCGCUCCUCACCUUCGACAACCCCACUCUGUCGGAGAUCGUCUCCUCGUGGGGCGUCCAGAACACCGACCUCUUCGCGUCGGCGACGCUGAUGCGCCCCUACCGGGGCGGCGACCUGUCGACCCACCGCUCCGUCUCGCGCACCCUGUCCCCGGCCGACCCGGCGACGCUCCACUACGAGAUGCAGCAGUCGGCGCGCCGCGCGAUCCGCCAGAUCCUGGGGGACGAGGAGAAGUGGCCGCGCCCGCUGAUCUUCAUCGGGCGCAACCUGCGCAUCGUGCAGGCCAACAACCAGUUCCUGGGCAGCCCCGUCAACCGCGUCAAGAUCACGGGCACGUGGGCCUCGCGCGCGCUGGCCGAGGACCGGCCGGAGGGCGUGGCCGCCCGGCUGCGCGGCGCCUGGGCCCACCUGGUGUUCCGGGCGGUGCUGUUCGGGACGGAUCUGUUCUUCUGGUUCACGAAGGUGCGCCAGUUCUUGCGGCUGGGCGGUGGGAUGGAGGAUGAGAUCGAGUUGCAGAUGCGCGGCGUGGCCAAGGACAUGGGGGUCGAGCUGGGGAGUAAUAUUUUCGAGGGAUAGUUUCGG